AUGUCUCUUCACGAGAAAUCUCAGUCCAUUGAUCACGUUGAACAGAAUGAGAAAGAAUGGAGUCACACCCAAGGCAAGGAGGGUGCCGACAUUGACCGCAAUAUGUCUUUGCGGGAAGCCAUCAAAGCUUACCCCGGAGCCAUAGCAUGGUCUUUCUUCCUGUCGUCCUCUAUCAUCAUGGAAGGCUAUGACAUUGUCCUCAUUGGCAACCUCAUGGCCCAGCCUGCUUUCCAGAAAGCUUAUGGUGAUUGGUACGGCGACAAACUCGGCUACCAGAUUUCUGGACCGUGGCAAUCUGGCCUUGGAAACGCUACCGCUGUGGGAACUAUUAUUGGAGCUUUUGCGAACGGAUGGCUCACCCAGCGAUUUGGAUACCGUCGCACUCUUGUCGCCUCUCUUAUUGCUGUCACUGGCUUUAUCUUCAUCACCUUCUUCGCCCACAAUCUCCCCAUGCUCCUCGCUGGAUCUCUUCUCUGUGGUCUCCCAUGGGGUGUUUUCGCAACUAUGGCUCCUGCCUACGCCUCAGAGAUCUGUCCAAUGGCUCUCAGGGGUUAUCUCGCCAACUACGUUUGUCUCUGCUGGGCCCUCGGACAGCUUCUUGCAGCUGGAGUCUUGUUCAGCUUCUCUGGAGGAACCACCCAAUGGUCUUACCGUAUCCCCUUCGCGAUUCAGUGGAUCUGGCCCAUUCCUCUCAUCCUUAUUCUCUGGUUCACUCCAGAAUCUCCCUAUUGGCUUGCAAAGCAUAAUCGUCUCGACGAAGCGAAGAAUGUCCUACGGCGAAUCUCAGCCAAGAGCAGCAAGACUGACGAGGACCUCGACAAGCAACUUGCAAUGAUUGUUCACACCAACAAGAUCGAAAGCGAGCACACUCAAGGGUCCAGUUAUCUCGACUGCUUCAAGGGCAUCAAUCUUCGUCGAACUGAGAUUGUUUCUUUUGUGUUUGUCGCUCAGAACACCACAGGCGUUGGCAUUGGCGGAACACCCACAUACUUCUUUGUCCAAGCAGGCGUAGAUCCACGCAACUCAUUCAAGUUCGCAACAGGUGCCCUUGGUCUCGCUUCCGUUGGAGUCAUUCUCUCCUGGUUCCUUAUCUACCGCAUCGGCAGACGAGCACUCUAUGUUUGGUCCUGCGCAGCUUGCACGUUACUCAUGCUGCUCAUCGGUAUUCUUGCCAGCCUCCCACAGACUCAGGCUGUGAGCUUUGGUCAAGCUGCUAUUGUCCUUGUCUGGGAAGUUGUCUUCUACGCUACUAUCGGACCUGUGUGCUAUGCCAUUAUUGGCGAGAUUCCGGCGGUUGGUGUUCGCAGUAAGAGUAUCUGCAUUGCUCGAAUCGCGUAUUAUAUCUCUCAGAUACUGAAUGGUACGUAUGGACCGUACAUGAUCAACCCGACUGAGGGUGACUGGAAGGGCAAGGUUGGCUAUUUCUGGGCUGGACUUUCUCUGUUGACCUUUAUUUGGGCAUACUUUCGCCUUCCCGAGACCAAGGGCCGCACCUUUGAAGAAAUCGAUAUUCUUUUCGCAAACAAGACUUCAGCCAGGCACUUCGCUGAUACAAAGGUUGACGCGUAUGCAGAUGACUCCGAGGGUCGUAUUAUAAAAGAUACUGAUGUUUGA
Fusarium sp. VM40 is the source of this 1614-nucleotide messenger RNA. The record is from the annotation of a GenBank genome assembly. Lineage: Eukaryota; Fungi; Ascomycota; Sordariomycetes; Hypocreales; Nectriaceae.